AUGGAGAGUCAGAGAUCCUUGGUUGAUGUGAUCUCCCCGGCUGCAUUUAUCGCCUCCAUCCCAACGCCUCCUUGUUUCUUCUGCCACCUUUCUGGUGAUGGCAAUAUUCUGUCUCCUGCUCCGGACCCUUCUUUAAAUAACGCAUUUCCACCAAGAAUACUUGGGUCUUCAUUACAAAUAAACAAUGAGGCCAACCAGAUUUCUGUCACAAAUGAUCUUGGAUUUGAUCAGUGCCCUGACGAAGCUUCCUCGAAAAUGUUCGAAGGCAGUAAUACUAACAAAAUUUUAGAACAUGAAUCUACUAUGUGCAACCAACUUCAAUUGUACGAUGGAAGCACAGAACUUGUAAAAGGUUUGCAUCCAAAUAAUCCAAACAAUCAAAUUCUAGAAGAGAUCGAGCAGACGCAAAAUAAAAGGAUGACUUCAGUACACUCUAUUUCAUUCUCUGAACUUCUCGGAACCCAACCAAGUAAGAAAGAAUAA
Messenger RNA from Protopolystoma xenopodis, 483 nucleotides. The record is from the annotation of a GenBank genome assembly. Lineage: Eukaryota; Metazoa; Platyhelminthes; Monogenea; Polystomatidea; Polystomatidae.